GAAAACAUAAAAGUAACAUUGCCAACUUGUUGCAUUUUAAAUAAACAAUUUUUAAUACAAAAAAAAAAUAAGGCAAAGUGUUAAAAGAAGUGGUUGAUAAAUAAGCUACAUCUUUUUAUUAAUUGAAAAGAAAAACAGCUCAUUAAUUUAUUAAUUAACAUUUAAUAAUUAUAUAAAAAAAACAAGUUAAAAAAAUAAAAAGUGUAAUUUAUUAUUUAAUUAAUAAAAUUAAACAUUUAAAAUUGUCGUUUUUGCAAUUUUUAAAAAUGAAAUAUUCACAGAAACAAUUUUUUUUCAUAUUUUUUACGUCAAUUAUUUUAAUAAUUGCACUUUUACCACGUCCAAUUGAUGCAAGAUUCAUUGACGGAGUUUUAAGUCGUCAUAAACGAGUUUCCGAUCAACGUAUUGCUGAACUAGAAGCCCUGGUUGCAUUAGCGAAAAUGCGCGGACUACUUGUCACAGUUCCAGUUGGAUUUGGUCGUGUUGAUCCAGAUAAAAUUGGUCGCCGUCGCAGAUCAAGUGAUGACAAUAAACUGGAAAAUAUCCGUCGUUUUCUUCACGGCGAUGAUAGAAAUUCCGAAUCAAUUGGCGAAGACAUUGACGACGAAAAAGGUCCACUACUGCAGGUUGUUUACAAUCAAGAUGAAGAAAACGAAACACAAUUGAAUUAAUUUAAAUCGAUAGAAAAAUUUCAUCAAUUUAUUAUGGAUUAAUAAAAUUCAUAAGCUGAAGAAAAAAUUGCAUAAAUUAUUAUGAAAUUAUGACGAAAAAAAAAAUAGAAAAAAAUUAUAUAUCAGUAUUAAAGGCUAUUAUCAUCAACCGUCCGAUGAUUUUUCAACUCUUUCAGUCAAUUCCACAAGUGGUUAAUAAAUUGAGUUGAUUUAAAUUAGAUGCAAAGGAAAAAAAUUAUAAUAAUAAUAACCUUGCGAAAAUGUAACUUAUUGUGUUCGUUUAUUUUCUGGUAAUGCGGGAAAAUCCAGUAUUAUCAAUUAUUGAUUAAGUUAUUUAUUUUUUUAAAAUCGAAACAUAAUAAGUAA
Messenger RNA from Aphidius gifuensis, 1037 nucleotides. RefSeq lists its product as uncharacterized. The transcript has 4 exons. The record is from RefSeq and is a predicted model, not a curated record. The coding region runs from base 267 to 671 and encodes 134 amino acids. Lineage: Eukaryota; Metazoa; Arthropoda; Insecta; Hymenoptera; Braconidae.